AUGGUCUCUCGUAGUUUAUACACUUGUAUUGUAUGAGAGACUAAUUCUCCGCAUAUCAUUUUCCUAGUGGCUUACUUAUUUUAAUUUUCUUUAGACUCUAAAGAAUUCUUCUUUACUGAUGUUCUUACGUUAAUUAUAUAUAAGAAAAAAUAUUGCCAUGAAUUACAAACCAUCAAAUUACCAACACCUAAAAGUAAUGUAUCACAAACCACAUGAUGAACUAUAUGAUGGACAAUGUUAUGUAAUUUAUAUCAUAACUUGCAUAUGUCUGCCAACUAUAUUAGUUUGCGUCUUCUCUGUAUUGUUAUGUCACAUAUGUGAUGACUUAAUGAUUCAUAUAACUUAUGUGAUGACUUAUAGUUCAUAUAACUUGUACUUAUUUUCCAUUUAUAUUAUUGUCUUCUUUUCUUCUAGUUUUUUCCAUUCUUCCGUUAUUCCACUAACUACCUAACAGACACACACACACAGUGACACACACACAAGACCCAACUACACAUCAAGUUACUAUCAUGAAUUUCUUGUUUCCCUUAAGUCUUUUUUACAUGCAUUUCAGCAACUUGCACUCUUUACUCUAUAUAUAUACACGUUACGCAUUGUGAAAUCACAAUACUUUUGUUUCCCAUAAACAUACCAAAACAUUUUUUUAUUUGUAAAUAUGAUUGUGACAAUAGUCUCAUACACCCAAGAAUUCACCAUGGAAAUCAACGAACAAGAACCUGUGUUGGACAUUAAGAAACGUUUAGAACAAUUCCUUCAGAUCCCAACAUCAUCUUUAACACUCUUUGUCUCUUGUUGGGAGCUCCUCGACGGUCUCGACAUCGAUGAUUACCCAAUCAUCUCACACGGCACCAGAAUCGACCUCACCGUCACUCCCCUUUUCACCUCACCUUCUUUUACCAACCCCGCCGUUAAAAAAAUCCACGUCACCGUCAAGUUCCCAUCAAAACAGUUCUCCAUCGAAGUAGACAAAACCGAAACGGUAAGUAGCUUGAAGGACAAGAUUUACAUCGUGGAGAAUACACCGAUAAAGCGAAUGCAGUUAUACUUCUCCGGAAUCGAGCUAGCUGAUGAUUUUCGAAACCUAAACGAAUACGGAAUCGGAGAGUUCUCGGAGAUUGUCGUGUUUCUCAAGUCAAUCAAUCGAGCCAAAGACGUUGCCCCGGUGAAGAAACUAUGUUUCUUGGUGCAGACGUCAUCGAGUUUAUUCAACGGCGCAAGUAUCCCCGUAGAGAUUAAGGACUCGUGUACCAUCUCAGAGAUGAGAGAAGGAUUACAAGCUAACAAGACUUUGCCAAGAGACGAGUAUAUAUUCGUACACAAGCAACGGAUUAUGCGAGAGAAUUGUAGUCUUCGGUGGCAUGGUGUUGAAAAUGGCGACACUCUUUUUGUGUUUAAAGGAUCUGUUAGUCGUGGAAGUUACUGAGACUUCCAUAAUUAAGAUUCAUAUUCGAGUUUCUUUGAUAAAAAAAUCUCCCUCAAGAAUGACAUUAUGCAAUUUUCAUAUAUUGACACAAACGUUACAAUU
Brassica napus (rape) is the source of this 1525-nucleotide messenger RNA. RefSeq lists its product as uncharacterized. NCBI's taxonomy places the organism in Eukaryota, Viridiplantae, Streptophyta, Magnoliopsida, Brassicales, Brassicaceae. Gene Ontology annotation, molecular function: proteasome binding; ubiquitin binding; polyubiquitin modification-dependent protein binding. The transcript has 2 exons. The coding region runs from base 656 to 1423 and encodes 255 amino acids. The record is from RefSeq and is a predicted model, not a curated record. Gene Ontology annotation, biological process: proteasome-mediated ubiquitin-dependent protein catabolic process. Gene Ontology annotation, cellular component: nucleoplasm; cytosol.